Messenger RNA from Physeter macrocephalus (sperm whale), 292 nucleotides. RefSeq names its product protein transport protein Sec61 subunit gamma-like. Lineage: Eukaryota; Metazoa; Chordata; Mammalia; Artiodactyla; Physeteridae. Gene Ontology annotation, cellular component: Ssh1 translocon complex; membrane. Gene Ontology annotation, biological process: protein targeting; post-translational protein targeting to membrane, translocation. The record is from RefSeq and is a predicted model, not a curated record. The coding region runs from base 12 to 215 and encodes 67 amino acids. Gene Ontology annotation, molecular function: transmembrane protein transporter activity. The transcript has a single exon.
GGGCAGGCAUCAUGGAUCAGGUAAUGCAGUUCAUUGAGCCAAGUUGGCAGUUUGUGAAGGACUCAAUUCGGCUGGUUAAAAGAUGCACCAAACCUGAUAGAAAAGAAUUCCAGAAGAUUGCCAUGGCAACAGCAAUAGGAUUUGCUAUAAUGGGAUUCACUGGCUUUUUUGUGAAAUUGAUCCAUAUUCCUAUUAAUAACAUUGUUGGUGGCUGAAUACCUUUUUAGAAAAGUGUUUUUCAUCUUGGGGAUUGGUGAACAAGUAAGGAUUUGAGACGCUCAUGGAGUAAAAA